CUACCCCACGCCUCUAUGGUAGGCCCCGAGGAACCGGAAGUAGGCCACGCCGGGGGCGGGGCGGGCCGCGGAGGGGGCGGGGCCUCCACCACCACCUCUGCUGCGGACGGAGGCGAGAUGGCGGCCACCGAGGGGGUCGGGGAAUCUGCGCCAGGCGGCGAGGCCGGGCAGGCAGAGCAGCCGCCGCCGCCGCCUCCCCCGCCGCCAGCGCAGCAGCCGCAGGAAGAAGAGAUGGCGGCCGAGGCCGGAGAAGCGGCAGCGUCUCCUAUGGACGACGGGUUUCUGAGCCUGGACUCGCCCACCUAUGUCUUGUACAGGGACAGGGCAGAAUGGGCUGAUAUAGAUCCAGUACCGCAGAAUGACGGCCCUAACCCAGUGGUGCAGAUCAUCUACAGUGAAAAGUUUAGAGAUGUUUAUGAUUACUUCCGAGCUGUUCUGCAGCGAGAUGAGAGAAGUGAGCGAGCCUUUAAGCUCACCCGGGAUGCUAUUGAGUUAAAUGCAGCCAACUAUACAGUGUGGCAUUUUCGAAGGGUUCUCUUAAGGUCACUUCAAAAAGAUCUACAAGAGGAAAUGAACUACAUCACUGCAAUAAUUGAGGAGCAGCCCAAAAACUAUCAAGUUUGGCACCAUAGGAGAGUAUUAGUGGAAUGGCUUAAAGAUCCCUCUCAAGAGCUUGAGUUCAUUGCCGAUAUCCUUAAUCAGGAUGCAAAAAAUUAUCAUGCCUGGCAGCAUCGACAGUGGGUCAUUCAGGAAUUUCGACUAUGGGAUAAUGAGCUACAGUAUGUAGACCAGCUUCUCAAAGAAGAUGUGAGAAAUAACUCUGUCUGGAACCAAAGACACUUCGUCAUUUCUAAUACCACUGGCUACAGUGACCGUGCCGUGCUGGAGAGAGAAGUCCAGUAUACUCUGGAAAUGAUCAAAUUAGUUCCACAUAAUGAAAGUGCAUGGAACUACUUGAAAGGGAUUUUGCAGGAUCGUGGUCUUUCUAGAUACCCUAACCUAUUAAAUCAACUGCUCGAUUUACAACCAAGUCACAGUUCCCCCUACCUAAUUGCCUUUCUUGUGGAUAUCUAUGAAGACAUGCUAGAAAACCAAUGUGACAACAAGGAGGACAUCCUUAACAAAGCAUUAGAGUUAUGUGAGAUCCUAGCUAAAGAAAAGGACACUAUAAGAAAGGAAUAUUGGAGAUAUAUUGGAAGAUCUCUUCAGAGUAAACACAGCAGAGAAAGUGACAUACCGACGAGUGUAUAGCACUGGGCAUCUGGACGAAGUGGAUGCCACUUUCUUUCUAAGGGCCUCUAAUGCAGGAGUGUAAAACUAGAGCGACCAUCCCUUGCCUGUGCGCUAAACUUGUUGCCCAGGUGCUGUUUUUAACAAGAACUAAGUGUGAUACUCCUGUGUGCUGAUGCUGUUCAGACUAGCUCUAAGAAAUAAGUUCUUGUGAAGCAAGGUCAUUGGAGGGGAGGAUGGUGACCUUCCCGCAAAGAAACUGCUGCUUCUGUAGUCUUACCAACAUUUAAUCCAGUCCUGUAGAAUCUACUCCUCUGGAAAGGUGUGUGUGCAAGGCUCUGUGCUGGGAGUGACUGAAGGCAACUAUGUUAUUGAUUUGCAGUAAUUUAAAUCUUGGUGCAUUAAACAGGGACUGCAACUGUUGACUAGAGCUGCUGUGCUGUGCCACACUCACGGUAUCUUGCUAUCACUGUAACCAACUAAUGCCAAAAGAAAGGUUUUAUAAUAAAAUCACAUGUACCUAUAAACAA
This is a messenger RNA of Phodopus roborovskii (desert hamster), 1760 nucleotides long. It is a transcript of the gene Fnta, whose product is annotated as farnesyltransferase, CAAX box, alpha. The transcript has 9 exons. The coding region runs from base 16 to 1251 and encodes 411 amino acids. NCBI's taxonomy places the organism in Eukaryota, Metazoa, Chordata, Mammalia, Rodentia, Cricetidae. Gene Ontology annotation, biological process: protein farnesylation; protein geranylgeranylation. Gene Ontology annotation, cellular component: protein farnesyltransferase complex; cytoplasm; CAAX-protein geranylgeranyltransferase complex. Gene Ontology annotation, molecular function: CAAX-protein geranylgeranyltransferase activity; protein farnesyltransferase activity. The record is from RefSeq and is a predicted model, not a curated record.